Messenger RNA from Cannabis sativa, 3057 nucleotides. RefSeq lists its product as uncharacterized. The record is from RefSeq and is a predicted model, not a curated record. Gene Ontology annotation, molecular function: RNA polymerase I core promoter sequence-specific DNA binding. The coding region runs from base 243 to 2999 and encodes 918 amino acids. The transcript is spliced from 2 exons. NCBI's taxonomy places the organism in Eukaryota, Viridiplantae, Streptophyta, Magnoliopsida, Rosales, Cannabaceae. Gene Ontology annotation, cellular component: fibrillar center. Gene Ontology annotation, biological process: transcription by RNA polymerase I.
UUGAUUUGAUUUCUUUUUCUAAAACCCCAAAACCUCCGCCGUUCUAAGCCGCUUUCGCCGUUGGCCGUGUGAUUUUCUUCUUCGAGGAUCAGAUUUGGGGUUGGUCUGCACUUCACGGCAAGAAAUAGGAGGCCUCUUUCCCACGCCAUUGUUCUUUUCUUCCUGUUCUGAAUCUGAGCUCAUUUGGUUUCAGAUUGCUUCACUACAUGGAAUCUCUCAUGGGACUUCAUUGACCGCAGACAAUGGAGUUAUCGGAGGAGUGGAAGUCCUUGUUCCCAAUCUCAGCAGUGUUUAAGUCUCCACUCCUUCUUUCAAGCCCUUCCAUUAAACCCAUUUUAGGUCCUCUUGUCUUUAACCCCAUACCCAAUACUAUAUCAUCCCUUUCCUUCUCUUCUUCUCUUUUGCCUCCUUCCCAUCCUUUUCCCCAACUCUCAUUUCCUCAAUUCCUUCUCACAUCUUCUUUUGACUCCUUUCUACCACCCUCUACUUCUUCCUCCAUUGUUUCAGUCUUUGGCACUAACCAUCACCAAACUAAUGUUACUUCUAAUUUCUUAAACAAUCGCCUUGAGUUACUUCGUUGCCCAGGUACAAACAACCUCAUUAUCUUUUUUCCUACUGGUGAAAACUCAGACCAAAUUGGAUUUCUUCUUUUGCAAGUGAAAGAUUCAUGUUCUAAUGUUCGUGACAAUGGUGAUGUUUUCAUGGCUAGUUUUAACUUAAAGCAUCAGAUUUUGAGGAUCUCAGUAAACCCUGUCUUGGAUUCUGGUUCUGAGUUUUCAACUUCGAGAGAAAAUUCGUUUGGCACUAUUGGAUAUUUGUUUGCUUGUACAUUGUACUCUAUUCAUUGGUAUGUUAUAAAAGUCAAAGAAAUUGGUUCAGACACUGAGGUUCCAAGUUUAACUUAUGUGGGUUCUAAGGUCUUUAAAACUUGCUGCAUUGUUCAUGCAUGUUGGAGUCCACAUUUACCGGAAGAAAGCAUUAUUUUGUUAGAGAAUGGAGCAUUAUUCUUGUUUGAUAUGGAAUCUGCCUUGAAAACAGAUGGUUUGAAUGGUAAUUGCAAAGGAAGUAGAUUGAAAGUUUCCUGGGAAGAUUCAAGUCAUUUUGGAGAUCAUAAGUGGCUGAGUUGCGAGUUUAGCUGGCAUCCGAGAAUUUUUAUUGUUGCACGUUCUGAUGCAGUCUUUAUAGUUGAUUUUAGAUAUGAUCAAUGCAAUGUGAAUUGCUUGGCAAAGAUUGAGAUGUUGCAUAUGUACACAUCAAUUGGAAAUGAACGAUUUCAAGCUGUGAAAAAGGCUGGACCUGACGGUUUCCAUUUUGCUCUAGCUUCUGAUAGUUUGUUACUUCUCUGUGAUGUGCGGAAGCCACUAACACCAGUUUUGCAAUGGGCUCAUGGUGUUUCUAAUCCGCGCCACAUUGAUGUAUUUAGGUUGUCUGAUUUAAGAUCCAACUUGCAGGAUGACAUUUACAAGUGGGCUUCUGACUCAGGUUUCUGUAUUAUAGUGGGAUCAUUUUGGAAUUGUGAAUUUAAUCUCUUCUGUUAUGGACCUUCAUCUCAAGCUUUAAAUGGAUCAACAGUUAAUAGAGCAACUAAGUUUGACAAAUCUUAUUAUGCAUGGGGAUACCCGUCGAAUCUCUUGUUGUCGGGUCAUGUGUGUCCCUGUGGAAGCUGUCUUGUGAAAGAAGAGUUCUUAAAAGAUGAUCUUCCAGCAUGGAUUGACUGGCAGCGGAAGAAAGAAGUAAUUUUAGGAUUUGGGAUCAUAAACAAAGAUUUAUCUUCCUUGGUUUCGAAACCUGAUGAAUUUGGUGGUUUUAUGCUGGUAAGGCUUUUGUCUUCUGGAAAACUUGAAUUACAAAGAUACUCUGCCUCAUGGGAAUCCAUAAAACUUAUAGAAGAACCCCAUGAAAAGCUGUCUCAGUUUGAAGAUUAUUUAAUGUUCCCACCAUUCGAUGAGGAAUACAAAUUUCAAAAAACUUAUCAUUACCUUGAUCUUGGCUACCUUAAUAGCUAUUUGAAUGGUAAUCUUGAUGAAAUCAUAGUUUCGAAAAUGAAGCUUCCAUUGACAGGCUCAGGUUCAGUUGUAAAAGAAUAUUUUAGUCUAGAGUUUCAUGAAAUAUUAUGUGAAAAGUUGAAUUUGUGUGGGCUUAGUCGAUCACGGUCAUCUCCUACAGUUACUGUUGUUUUCAGAGAUAUCAAUUUGCCAUCAAGUAUUCAUGAGGUUGCUUUGAGGAGAUUGUGGGCAGACUUGCCUGUGGAUUUUUUACAGAUGGCAUUUUCAAACUACUCUGAAGUCCUUGAAGUGCUUGUGGCUCGUAACCGAAUGUCUUUGGAAUUUUUGGCUGUACCAGACCAUCCUCAACUGCCUCCUUUCUUUCUUAGGAACCCUUCGUUGCGGAGCAAUAAGUGGUCACAGAAAGUUAAACCUCCCGAUCUCCUUGUCGGUCCAGUGCUUCCUCUUCCUAUUUUACUUGCCCUUCACGAGUUUCAUAAUGGUUGUCAAAGUACAGAAGAGCAAUCUGCUGGUUUCACAGCAGAAGCAGAGCUCAGACGUUGUUGUGAUGAGGUUAAGCAAGUAGCACGCGAAGUGGCUAAUUCAGAUUCUGGUUCUGAACUACACAAAGAUCAUGUCAUCUCCCUUGAUGAUGAUAGAGAAGAGAAUGUCUCACAAACAGCAAAACCGUUCUUUUUACACCAUCCGGGUGCAUUUCACACCGGAACAAUCAGCCAUUCAGACGAGCAAUCUGCUUACAAGGAUGAGGUAUUUGGUACCUUGAUUUCUAAAGUAAGUGAAGAGCAUGCUUCUGUUGAUACUACGGAAACUAUGGGGUUAGAAUUUUUCGAUAGUGUUUGCCCAAUUAAGCUGUCGUUUGAUGAUACUUUUGCUAUGAAUUUUGAGAUGAAGGAGUUGAAGGCAUACAAAUUAUUGAAGAAACAAUUCUCAAAAUGGCAAGGUGAUUGUGAUCUAUAUGGUCAAUUUGUGUCCAUGACUAAACCUGUAACUUAAUAUAUUGUAACUUUUGUUUUAGAUUUGAGUUUGAUUAAUUGACAGUAACUGUUUGAAA